AUGUUGAUCCGAGCCUACCGGAUUUCACGCCAUCGUUGCCACCGUAUCCGCGCUACUCAAGGCGUUAUGUUCUACACUGCCUUUGAUAGCAUGUAUACACCAGCCUCAUUGAGCAAGCCCCCAAAGUCUGGAUUCUUAAUUGGCAUAGCAACCCAAACUGGCGCUGCAGAUUCCUUUAUUGCUGUGCUCCAUGUGCACCGAGUAAAUCUCGUGGUCAAGCCUUUACUUCAUGGACCACGUCUAUGA
Molecule: messenger RNA, 246 nt
Organism: Protopolystoma xenopodis
Lineage: Eukaryota; Metazoa; Platyhelminthes; Monogenea; Polystomatidea; Polystomatidae
Source: the annotation of a GenBank genome assembly